This is a messenger RNA of Ilex paraguariensis (yerba mate), 268 nucleotides long. Lineage: Eukaryota; Viridiplantae; Streptophyta; Magnoliopsida; Aquifoliales; Aquifoliaceae. The record is from the annotation of a GenBank genome assembly.
UAUGAUUUUCAUCCUCUUGUCAUGGGAAUGAGCAGCAGGAUAUAGAUUAUGUCCAUAGCUUCAAAGGAAAAGAAAAAAUUCAAGUUGAAGGAAUGCUCACAGAGGUAGAAAUUGCUUAUAACUAUGAGGAUUUUGAUAAUUUCUUGGACUCUGAUAUUGAUUUGUUGAUGGAGGAACAAUGUGAAUUUGAGAAUGUUUCCUUCAUGCUAGAAUCUCCGAUGAUGGAAGUGGCAGAUGUAGGAAUAUUUAAUGAGGAUAAUGAAGGUAG